AUGAAACAGCAAUCCUGGCCGAAGACCAUUCCAGCAGCUCCACAGCUCCCCAUUGCAGAAUUACUGUUCAUGGACGAUACGCUACUCGCGGCCUCGUCCCGGGAAACUAUGGUCCAGAAGUACAACCUGCUCCGCCUUGAACUUGGGAAGUGGGGUUUGCAAGUCAACCCGGAGAAGACAGCUUACUACUGCUCACCACACUCGACGACCAGAGGGCCUAUCCAGCUCGAAGACACGGUGAUCCACGAAAGCGAUAACCUCCUCGUCUUUGGCAUACCCCUCAGCGUGCCUUUUAGACCAACUGCUAUCAUGGAUACAGCCAUGUCGAAGGCCACUAGGAAAUUUUAUGCCAAUAAGCAUGUCUUCCUGGCAGAGGCACCCCUCAAGAGUAAACUCAAGAUGUUCCGAUCUGUGGUAGGAGGAAGUUUGCUGUGGUACAGCUCAGCUGUCUCCCCGAACGCACAAGCCAUGAGCAGCAUCAAUGCACUACAGUGCGAACUAGUAGCCAAAAUGGCAGGCUUCCGACGAAAGACUGAGGAGACCUGGCUCGACUGGCGACUAAGGCGAGAGGCCCCACCAGCGAGCUCCCACCUGGACUCCUACAGGACCCUCACAUGGUGGAGAGAGCAACAACGGCUCACAGACGGCAUUUCCCACAAGGGCAGCUUUUACCCUUACCACACUAAGGAAGAAGAGUCCCUCAACCAGAGUUGCAACUCAGCAGAUUGGAGACUAGUGAAGCCCCGGCUGAGCGACGACCCGAGUACCGAAACGUUAAAAGGCCCCUGUAAGCCCGGCCUUUUCAUGACCAUGGGCAUCGACCCCAUCGUGACGAUCCUGCUCUAUGCCCACAUUGCUGCCAGUCUCAACCCAGAGCCCAACGGCAAGUAUGCGAUGACCAACGGCAGCAUCCACCUAGGUGGAAACAAAUUCGAAGCCGCUGGUGAGCGGCCGCUCGAGCCUGCCCGACAGCGGCCGAGUGAACUCAACAAGGACCCGCAAGCGGCAAGCUCCUGGCACUACGAACUGCCACAACCGGGACUACCCGAACAUCAGCCGCAAGAUCCUCGCCCAGAACACCGUCAAGACCCUGCAUACCUGCAACGGCACGUCCCGGCACAGCCCCUACGUCAAGAUCACCAUGGGGCAACUACGGCAGCACAGCCUCAACCUGCCGUGCACGGCCCCCAUAAUACCGCUGACCGCAACGGCAACCUCGGCACCGAGAUCAACAUCACCAUGACAGAGAGUGGCGGACAGGCACCUAAACUUGAACCGCCGGAGCACCCGCCGCAAGAUCUGCGCCGUCUUCGAGCUCGAGACCCUGUCCAUCACCCGCGGCGUGACCCUGCACAGCCUCCACUACCUGACCGCCGGCCCCUACCGGAAGGAAAAGCACAGCGACGAGACUCAACCGACGAGAAGGCAACAGAGGAACACAUGCAGAAGGCCAUGGGAGAUGGCACUACGGGCAUUGAGACCAAAAGAAUCGAGACAGGACAAGACGAGGCCUCGAACUACGACCCGGAACUACCUGUACCUUCGCCGCAAGAUCCAGGCCGCCUCCGACCUCCUCCCCCCGGACACCGCCCAGGGCGCGAUCCAGCACAACGUCUACUACACGAGCACCGACCCCAACCAGGGCCUCAGCACCUGUUACCGGGGGAAAAACCACAGCGACGAGACACAACCGACGAGAAGGCAGCAGAGGAACACAUGCAGAGAGCCAUGGGAGAUGGCACUACUGGCAGCGAGACCAAAAGAAUCGAGACAGGACAAGAAGAGGCAUCGAACUACGACCCGGAACUACCUGUACCUUCGCCGCAAGACCCAGGCCGCCACCGACCUCCUUCCCCCGGACACCGUCCCGGGCGCGAUCCUGCACAGAGUCUACGGCACGAUCACCGACUCCAACCAGGGUCAGAGCACCUGCUUCAAAACGAGGCCGAUCGGGAAGGGGAUGGAGGAAGCCAGCAGACUGCCCCUCCCGAACUACCAGUGCAGGAAGCCACGGAUGCAACGAGCCUCCUCGUCCUGCCCAAGCUUGCCCUCCUCAGCCUGGCGGCCGCCUGGGAUGAACCUUUCCUUGCGCACAACGCGCCUCAGUGGUUCUGGACGACCUUCGACAAGGGCGCGGAGUACGUUGCAAGAGGCGCAUGCUGGAAGAUGAUGGCACGGCUGCUGGAACAAGCAUUCCGGCAACAAGGCCAAGGGGAGGACCACAGCGAUUCCUUCUGGACGGACACAGAACUCAUCCGGAACCAUUACGCUACGAGAUGGUGGAGACAUGCCCAGCGGCGAGAACAACGAGGCGAACAUGUACCAGGCACGCCCCCAACAGUGGAGGAGCUCCAGAGGCUAGUCAACAAGAUCGCCGACCUGGUCUUCCGAGCAUGGUGGAGAAAACGCACCACAAUCCUGACAGGAGGAGGCCGCCUCAAGCCUUGUGGGUGCCUAGACAUUACGGAUGCGGAGACCUCAUCGGACGAAGAGAGCUGCAGUUCCACGCCUACGCCCAGGGCGACAAUGAGAUCAAGAUCGCCUAGAAACAGGCGUCCUUUCGACGCGCACCUCAAGGCGAAUACCGACCCCGACAAGGCUAUUGACGUCGACGAACAGCACGAGGAUGAAGAUGACUCCGACAUCCACUCCCUCAUGGAGCACAAACACAAAGAGGUGCCCAUGAACAAAAGAAGUCCUACGCGCCUAUGGAAAGAGCUACCGCCUGAGCGAAAAUCAAGCUCUGUCAGACGCUUGCUACCACCAUGGAAGAAAGGGGGCAAUCCUGCUCUUCGACCCCGACCUCCGAGCCGAUCGCCACCACGCGCGCCGAAAGCCAAAGCAAGACCGCAAGUACCACCGAAAUGCCAAGAAGAAGUCCCUGCACCGACCACACCGACAGCUCCGGCAUCCUCCUCUACCGACCGUCCAGACACCACGACCAAUGCAGAGUUGACCCCGGAUGACGCCAUCGCGAUAUGGCAGGCAAUCUUCGAAUGGGAGGCCCAGGAGUCCCUGGAUCCAUCGACAGUCCCAUUGCUGCUGACUCACAUCUCCGACAGUAUCGUGGAGACCCUGGCAGAUAAGACAGAGACAGAACACAGCCUCAUGGUUGACAUCCUACCACAGUUUCUCGCAAGGAUCCAGACCGACCUGGCUGAAGCUCUACUACGUGCACGUGCUCUCAGGAACAGGCUCACCCCAGAUGACCCCAGAACGGCACCUACAGGCAAGAAGCGGCCAGCAGAACCAUAUGAGACAGAAGAAGAUGAUGACAACGACGAGUCCGUGUACAUGCAGACCGCUCAAAGCCGCAGCUCUACGCCCCCCAGAUCAAUGCAGCCUAACAACAUCCUCUGCGACCUGCAUGCAGCGUUUGGGCAACUCCAGCCCAAAAGAGCGACGAGUCGGGCAAUCCGGCUCAUGCAGCGGCUCCAAGACCACGAUGGGCAUCUUGAAGUCGAUCGCCAAGCACUGGAAAGCCUGCUCAUCGCUAUAUCAGGCGAUGUCCCUCCAGAGCCAGAAGGUGAUGCUCUUAUCCUGGAAAUGGGCUGGGUCGGCACAUGGUGGGGAAGACUUACAGGCACCCAGCCGUUGGGGCCCCAGCCAAUCGACCUCGACCUGGAGUUCAUGGAAAAGCACACGGGCAACGACGCCACCCACAGUGCCGAGGAAGCUGACGAGGCUGCCCGGGAGGAAGCAUACCAACGGUGGGCCAACGAUGCAGGAGCGACCCACAUGGAGGAACUGGAGGCUGCAAAAGCAAAGGCCGAAGACGAAGACACGCUCAGAGAGGCGAUGGGCUACUCAUGGGAACCGCCCACCAAGCGGCUGUGCAUAGGGAUAUGCAUAGACGACGGCCGACGAGCGAAAGCCUGGGAGUGGGAGUUGGACAAGGGCGCCACCAUCCAAGUGCACAUCAAAGCCGAAAAGAAGGAGUUCAGCGGGAGAUGGCUACGAGAAGGUCGACCCAUCCGAGAAGACGAAGUGCCAGAACUCCUCAGACACCGCCAAGAAGACAAAGCACCCGCCGUCGCCGUACCGCUCCCGGCCAUCGACCUUGCAAAGCCAGCGACGCGGGAACUAUACUCCCGCUGGAGUCUCAACAAGGUGUCCGACCAGGCCGUGGUACAAAUCGGAGGAAUCGCCCUGCUCAUGGCCUUCAAGGAGGAACUUUUCCCGCGAGAAUGCCAACAAGAGCUGGACAUGCGGGACACGUACGAUGUCAGCAAGUACGACAACAACCUCAGCAACCCGGGGAACACUCCAGGACAACCUUCAGGUCACAAUGAGCCGGCUCACCUUCCCGAAACACACCAUGAAGAAAAUGGAGGCAACGGCCUGACGACGGAACCGACGGACACGAUGCUCAGCGAGGCCACCACGGUAGCAGUACACCAAGCAGAAGCUCCCCACCACCCGAGCAACAUGGACAUUACGGCCGACAACCAGGGCACGAUCGGCGAAGAAGAGGACAUGAUCAGCAACCCCGACUCCUAUUACAACGGCCGCAUCUUCUAUGAGAAACAUGGCCGCGGAGACGAUGAGGGUACUGAGCGAGGCAGUGACAGCACAUAA
This is a messenger RNA of Symbiodinium sp. CCMP2592, 4578 nucleotides long. Lineage: Eukaryota; Dinophyceae; Suessiales; Symbiodiniaceae. The record is from the annotation of a GenBank genome assembly.